Haliotis rufescens (red abalone) is the source of this 381-nucleotide messenger RNA. Its product is annotated as 17-beta-hydroxysteroid dehydrogenase type 2-like. Lineage: Eukaryota; Metazoa; Mollusca; Gastropoda; Lepetellida; Haliotidae. The transcript has 2 exons. Bases 37 to 381 code for a protein of 114 amino acids. The record is from RefSeq and is a predicted model, not a curated record.
GAUAAUUUUGUGUUUUGAUAUUUGCUUCGUUCACAGAUGGCGCCCCCGGCAAAAGUAUAUCUGCAAUAUAUCCCUGUGGCGGCCACAGCGGUGUUUACGGCGCUGGUAUACUACUUCAUCGACUACAUUCUCUGGUGCAUAGUGACAGGCUGCGUUCUCUACGCUGCGGGGGUGUAUUUCCUCAAAUCCGAGGCUCCAAGUCAAAUCGAUCCCACAGGAAAGGCCAUUCUCAUCACAGGGUGUGAUGCAGGGCUGGGAAAUGAGCUGGCGACCCGCGCACACAAACUCGGCUUCACGGUGUUUGCCGGCUGUCUGAACGACAACACGGAGGGUCCCCGGGCCCUACAGGCCACCUUUGGGGAGAGGAUGCACGUCCUGUAG